AUGGCGUUCUCUUCCUGUCUCAAAUUCUAUCCAUUUUCCAUCUCCCAAGCCGUAACUCUAACCCACCAGUCAUUCUCUCUCAAGCUCACUCGUCCUUCUUCAUCAAUCUCCUUCGCUUCGACUCACUCCGCCGCUCUCUCCUCCCCUGACGCCAAGCUUCUCGACUCCCUCCGUAGCCAGCCCGACGAUUCCGCCGCUCUCCGUCUCUUCGAUUCGGCCUCGAAGAAACCCAAUUUCUCCCCUGAACCUUCUCUCUACGAGGAGAUCCUCCUCCGGCUAGGCCGGUCCGGUUCGUUCGAUGAAAUGAAGAAGAUUCUGGAGGACAUGAAGAUCUCCGGCUGCGAAAUGGGUACUUCCCCUUUCUUAAUUUUGAUCGAGAGCUACGCUCGAUUCGAAUUGCACGAUGAGAUUCUAGUUUCCGUUCAUUGGAUGAUUGACGAAUUCGGGUUAAAACCCGAUACCCGUUUCUACAACCGGAUGCUGAAUCUACUCGUCGACGGGAACAAUCUGAAACUCGUCGAAAUCGCACACGCGGAGAUGACUGUCUGGGGGAUUAAACCAGACGUCUCGACGUUUAACGUUCUCAUCAAAGCUCUGUGUAAAGCUCACCAGCUUAGACCCGCGAUUUUGAUGAUGGAGGAUAUGCAGAGCUACGAUCUGGCUCCUGACGAGAAGACAUUCACAACGAUCAUGCAAGGAUACAUCGAAGAAGGUGACUUGGAUGGAGCUUUGAGAAUCAGGGAACAGAUGGUUGAGUUUGGUUGUUCAUGGUCUAACGUGAGUGUGAAUGUGAUUGUUCAUGGCUUCUGCAAAGAAGGGAGAGUAGAAGAAGCUCUCAAUUUCAUCCAGGAGAUGUCGAAUCAAGGAAGCUUUUUCCCUGAUCAGUACACGUUCAACACUUUGGUUAACGGUUUGUGUAAAGCAGGGCAUGUGAAGCACGCUAUUGAGAUUAUGGAUGUGAUGCUUCAAGAAGGGUACGAUCCAGAUGUGUACACUUACAACUCGGUGAUCUCGGGGUUGUGUAAGCUUGGUGAAGUGAAAGAAGCUGUUGAGGUUCUUGAUCAGAUGAUCAGUAGAGAUUGUUCUCCAAACACCGUCACUUACAACACUUUGAUAAGCACAUUGUGCAAGGAGAAUCAGGUUGAGGAAGCUACAGAGCUUGCUCGUGUCCUCACCAGCAAAGGGAUUCUUCCUGACGUUUGUACGUUUAACUCUUUAAUCCAAGGUUUGUGUUUGACUAGGAACCACAGGGUUGCGAUGGAGCUGUUCGAUGAGAUGAGGAGUAAAGGAUGUGAGCCUGACGAGUUCACAUACAACAUGCUGAUUGAUAGCUUAUGCUCCAAAGGGAAGCUGAACGAAGCGUUAAACAUGCUGAAGCAAAUGGAAUCGAGUGGCUGUGCGCGGAGUGUGAUCACUUACAACACUUUGAUCGAUGGGUUUUGCAAAGCCAACAAGAUUAGAGAAGCGGAGGAGAUAUUCGAUGAGAUGGAAGUACACGGUGUUUCGAGAAACUCUGUGACCUACAACACGCUCAUCGACGGGCUUUGCAAGAGCAGGAGAGUGGAAGACGCGGCUCAGCUCAUGGAUCAGAUGAUAAUGGAAGGACUGAAGCCUGACAAGUUCACUUACAACUCGCUUCUAACACAUUUCUGCAGAGGAGGUGAUAUAAAGAGAGCUGCGGAUAUCGUGCAAGCUAUGACCUCGAACGGGUGCGAGCCAGACAUUGUGACGUACGGAACUUUGAUUAGUGGAUUGUGUAAAGCUGGGAGAGUUGAAGUUGCGAGUAAGCUUUUGAGGUCGAUUCAGAUGAAAGGGAUUGUUUUGACGCCGCACGCUUAUAACCCUGUGAUUCAAGCCUUGUUUAGAAAGAGGAAAACAACGGAAGCUGUAAAUUUGUUUAGAGAAAUGCUUGAGAAGAGUGAAUCAGGACCAGAUGCGGUUUCUUACAGAAUCGUGUUCCGUGGGCUGUGUAAUGGAGGCGGACCGAUUCGUGAAGCAGUGGACUUUCUUGUUGAGCUGUUGGAGAAAGGGUUUGUGCCUGAGUUUUCUUCUUUGUAUAUGUUGGCUGAAGGUCUUCUCACUUUGUCAAUGGAGGAGACGCUGGUGAAGUUAGUGAACAUGGUGAUGCAGAAAGCGAAAUUCUCGGAGGAAGAAAUUUCAAUGGUGAAAGGUUUGCUUAAGAUUAGGAAGUUUCAAGACGCUCUUGCCACUUUAGGCGGCGUCUUGGACACUCGCCAGCCGAGGAGAACUUACCGGUCAAGAUAA
Microthlaspi erraticum is the source of this 2265-nucleotide messenger RNA. Lineage: Eukaryota; Viridiplantae; Streptophyta; Magnoliopsida; Brassicales; Brassicaceae. The record is from the annotation of a GenBank genome assembly.